This is a messenger RNA of Anopheles bellator, 1146 nucleotides long. RefSeq lists its product as uncharacterized. The record is from RefSeq and is a predicted model, not a curated record. Bases 1 to 1146 code for a protein of 381 amino acids. The transcript is spliced from 6 exons. NCBI's taxonomy places the organism in Eukaryota, Metazoa, Arthropoda, Insecta, Diptera, Culicidae. Gene Ontology annotation, biological process: sensory perception of taste. Gene Ontology annotation, cellular component: dendrite; membrane; axon.
AUGGUGUCGUACAGUGCAGACCGAAUUGUGUUUCUAGUCCAUGAUAUGCUGGGCGGACCAAUUUCUAACGAUGGAUCAUAUUCGAAUCUUCCCGGACGCUUCAUUCUAACCAUUCUAGUCAGUUGUUGUAGUGUAACGUUUUUCGCGUUCAGCGUUACUGAGCUUAGGGCGAUUCUGUACGGUCAGGAUUUGGUGCUAAGUGUGAUCGAUAUGUUGCUAUUGCUCGGUAUUGCGUCGACCCUUUUCUCAAUGCACAUUUCGGCCAUUGGCAAAUAUAUGACCAGAUCUCGUGUGUCCUUCUUUCACUGUUUGGCUGAUAUCGAUGGACAUAUGUACACGUUAAACAUGCACCGAGAUCCUUCCAAGUCUCUGGCUACCAACUGUACCGCGGUGUUCGUGGUCUCUGUUUCUAUUGUGCUGCUGCAUUUCGCUUCCCACUAUCUUCAUACGCAAGAUAGUGCAAAAUCUGUAACAGUCGCCUUUAAAGCUUACGGCCUUUUUACCAUCUUUGUAAUGUGUGGCCUGUUUUUGGUACUGUGUCAACAGCUGAGAUUCAGAAUAAAAUGCAUAGGGGGCCAUUUGAAUAAAAUAGUUGACAUCGCUAACCGUCGCAAUAUCCGCUCGAGAAUCAGGGAUCUGCAAUCGUUGUCAAUCAUUCAUAGCGAGUGUUUCCGGGGAGCCAAUUGCCUAAAUGAUGAGUGUGGCUUAACUAAUGUGUCCUUGUAUGCGCUGGUGUUUUAUAUUCUUACAUCCAAAAGCUUUCAGCUGUUCUACACUUGCUCAAAACAUUUGGAUUUGAAUCUCGACCUUGCGGUUACCGAAUUUUUAGAACCUGUUACUUUACUUGUGGUCACGUUUGGGUACCUUUCGCUCAGCACAUACACCGGAGAGAUGGUAUUAAAAGAGAUGCAGUUAGUAGUAAACAACCUGCAUAAAUUUGAAUCGUUGUUAGAAAAAUCAGACUCAUUCGGGCUGUUCAGCGAUAACACAAACGAGAUCGAACAGUUGGGUCAUCAAAUAAUCCACCAACCGAUUGCCUUCACGGUUUUAAAUUUCUUCCAGAUCGAUCUCCGGUUUUUCCACUUGAUUAUGGCAUCCGUGGGGACUUAUCUUAUCAUUCUACUUCAGUUCGAUUUUAACAAUUAG